This is a messenger RNA of Adineta steineri, 924 nucleotides long. The record is from the annotation of a GenBank genome assembly. NCBI's taxonomy places the organism in Eukaryota, Metazoa, Rotifera, Eurotatoria, Adinetida, Adinetidae.
AUGAGUCUCAAUAUAAAUAAAACUGUUCUUAUCACUGGAGCGUCCGGUGUCUUAGGUCGACAAGUAACAAAUCGUUUUAUUGAUGCUGGUUGGGAUGUAACAGGUCUUGCAUAUAAUCGAGCAAAUAAAAAACAUUUAAUUCGAUGUGAUUUAACUAAUUUUGAUGAAACUGAUAAAACUAUUCGAGAAAUACAGCCACAUGCAAUUGUUCAUUGUGCUGCUGAACGUAAACCAGAUGUAUUUGAAAAAGAUCCAAAACAUUCCAUGUUUCUCAACGUUGAAGUAACUCGACAUCUGGCUGAAUUCGCUGCAAAAGAAAAUAUCUUCUUUAUUCUUAUAUCAACUGAUUAUGUUUUUGAUGGAAAAAAUCCACCAUAUAAAGAAGAUGCUACACCUAAUCCAUUACAAGCAUAUGGUAAAAGUAAAUAUGAAGCUGAAUUAGUAACACAAAAAGCAUCGAAAAAUCAUCUCAUUCUUCGAGUUCCAUUACUUUAUGGAGAAGUUGAAAGUUUAGAUGAAAAUGCAGUUACUAUUCUACUUAAAAAUAUUAAAAAUACUGAUACACGAGCGAAAAUGGAUGAUGUUCAAACUCGUUAUCCAACAUAUGUUGGUGAUGUAGCUGAAGUUUGUUUACAAUUAUGUGAACAACGAAUAAAACAAAAUCGAACUGAACUUCAUGGAAUAGUGCAUUUUUCUGGUACACAAAAAUAUACAAAAUUUCAAAUGGCAAUACUUAUUGCUUCUCUAUUUCAUUUACCAAUUGAUCAUAUUGAACGUGAUCAAGGUUCAGUAUCAAAUGCAAAUGUUCAACGACCUGAUAAUGCAGCAUUAGAUAGUAGUAAAUUAUCACAUGAUUUUGGCAUUCAUAUUGAUCAAGUAAAUUUUGAAACAACAAUUAGACGUUGUCUCGAAUCAUUUCUUUAA